AUGGCCGGCACCUUGGAAGAACGGAAGCGGGCAAGGGACUACCUCAUGUGGCUCACCUGGCAACGCACCGGCCCAGUGAACAUCGACAUAGCCGGUCGGGACGAUGUGAUGGAGAUGGAGGUGCCGGUGGAGAUGCGCGGCUUGACCAAAGCUGCCUCGCUGCGCGAAGUCGAAAAGGAGUCCGGAACCUUCUGCUUCUUCCAGGGAGACAGCAGCACAUCAGAUGUACUGUUGAUCUGUGGACAUCGUCAAGAGGCGCGGGCGCAUGCGGAGCAGUUGCUUCACGACCUGAUGAUGAAAGGCUCAGUGCAGCAGCGUCCCAAGGCACCGCGUCGACAAGGGCGUCGGCAGCGGAAUCCCCGGAUGCGGAAUCGACCGCCGAAGAGGAAGGUUGAGAGCAGCAGCGAAGAGGAAGAGUCAGAGUCAGAGGCAUCCGUCUCCGAAUCGGAGUCGCACUCGGAGCUUUCGCUUCACAGCGACGAGCGGGAGAAGGCUUCCGAGCGGGUGGCUCCGCCGCCCCCGAGGCAGACCAGAGGGUGGGGCACUGGUCCUCGCAUCCGGCAGUGGGCCUCGCAGGAUGACACUGAUUCUGACGACGAGAUCGUUCCAUACUGGUAG
Messenger RNA from Symbiodinium sp. CCMP2456, 618 nucleotides. Lineage: Eukaryota; Dinophyceae; Suessiales; Symbiodiniaceae. The record is from the annotation of a GenBank genome assembly.